This is a messenger RNA of Hyalella azteca, 545 nucleotides long. RefSeq lists its product as uncharacterized. The coding region runs from base 1 to 405 and encodes 134 amino acids. The transcript is spliced from 3 exons. NCBI's taxonomy places the organism in Eukaryota, Metazoa, Arthropoda, Malacostraca, Amphipoda, Hyalellidae. The record is from RefSeq and is a predicted model, not a curated record.
AUGGAGCCCGGUGGACUGGACAACUCGACGUACGGAGCGACGGGCGCCCCCCACGACCCCCGCAGCGACGACUCCAGCACCUACGGCGGCAUCGCCCUCCCGCACAGAUUCAGCAUGGACGGCGGCGACUCCCUGGACGCACUGGACUCUAGCACCUACGGUGUGCACCUGCCGUCUGCGUUUUCUGACGUCCGCCAGCCGUCUGAGGCCGAGUGCGACCUGUACAUGGGGGCGAGCGCCAGGCGGGGAGCUGCUGGGGUCAGGGCGGACCCACAAGAGAAGAACAGCGUGCAUUCAUCCUCCACAGAGAAGUCAACCGUUAUUCUGGAGCCUAAGAGUGCGGAUGGCAAACAUGAAGAGGUUGCUGCCGAUUUGGAAGUUUCUAAAGAUUCCUCAACUCGAUGAACUUAGUGUAUUUUUCUGUUACGUAUAUAGUAGUGCAUAGUAGUGUACUUUCUGUUACGUAUAUUGCUGACAGUGAAUAAUCAGUGAGCAUUUUUUCAUUCUUUCCGUAGUUGUUUAUAAUCAAUGUAUCAUACGCAAAU